AAACAGCAGAAAACGAAGAGAGCAAAAAACCAUUUUACCAAUAGAAAACAUGAAAGAAAUGAAAGAAAUCUCUGUUCUGUUUCAGAUUUAACCAAAGUAAGUAUCAAAUUUUCUUCUCUCUUUGCAUAACAACACCAAGAAAUAGCCUUCUUCUGACUCUCCCACUUUCUCUCUUUGGUGCACUUUCAGAUCAUUUUUGAUUUGACUUCCAUAACUUUCUUCUUUAAAACCUCUCAAAUUUCCACCCUUUUUACUCCACCCCAAGGUUUUUUGCUUUUUCAUUUUUAGCUGAAUCUUGAACUUCUCAAAUCUAGCAGUCAAACGAUUUAUCAGCUUGAUCACUCUUUUUUGAAGUUGUUUGAUUUGUGGGUGGUUAAUUGUUCAUUAGAGGAAGACCCAGAUUGGAAUAUGUUGGGAAAUGAGGUUUAGAUUUAAGAAAUGGGGUGUGUUUUCGGAAGAGAGGUAUCUUCUGGGAUUGUUUCAGAGUCUAGAGCGAGUAGGAAUGCUAGCUUUGAAUCUAAUAGGAAAGUAGAGCAUGUUACGGUUGCGAAGACUGAUGCUAGUGUUGUAGGGGUUGAAAAUGAGGGUACCCAAAAGGAGGAAAAAUCUGAUGGGGAAAGGAAACAAAAGGGGGAAAGAAGAAGGUCAAAGCCAAACCCCAGGUUGAGUAACCUACCCAAGCAUUCGCGUGGAGAGCAGGUGGCAGCGGGAUGGCCUUCGUGGCUGUCGGAUGCCUGUGGCGAGGCACUUAAUGGGUGGAUUCCACGGAAGGCUGAUACAUUUGAGAAGAUUGAUAAGAUUGGCUCAGGAACAUAUAGCAAUGUGUACAAAGCUAAAGAUAUGGUAACAGGAAAAAUUGUUGCUCUAAAGAAGGUCCGGUUUGAUAAUCUUGAACCUGAGAGUGUAAAAUUCAUGGCUAGAGAGAUUCUCAUAUUGCGGAGGUUGGAUCAUCCCAAUGUUGUAAAAUUGGAAGGUUUAGUUACUUCGAGGAUGUCUUGUAGUUUGUAUUUGGUAUUCCAGUACAUGGAGCAUGAUUUGGCUGGGCUUGCGGCAAGCCCAAUAGUAAAGUUUUCAGAACCACAGGUUAAAUGCUACAUGCAUCAACUACUCUCUGGUCUUGAGCACUGUCACAACCGCGGAGUGCUUCAUCGUGAUAUUAAGGGCUCAAAUCUUCUUAUUGAUGAUGGGGGAGUACUCAAGAUUGCUGAUUUUGGGUUAGCGACAUUCUUUGACCCAAACCGCAAGCAUCCAAUGACUAGUCGGGUGGUUACUCUUUGGUAUCGAGCCCCUGAGCUUCUUCUUGGAGCUACAGAUUAUGGUGUUGGUGUGGACCUCUGGAGUGCUGGAUGCAUUUUAGCUGAGCUCUUGGCUGGCAAGCCCAUUAUGCCUGGUCGAACGGAGGUAGAGCAACUACAUAAAAUAUACAAGCUAUGUGGUUCACCAUCAGAUGAAUACUGGAAAAAAUCGAAGUUGCCAAAUGCAACCUUAUUUAAGCCUCGAGAGCCAUAUAAAAGAUGCAUAAAAGAGACAUUUAAAGAUUUUCCAGCAUCAUCGCUGCCCCUCAUUGACACUCUUCUUGCAAUUGAUCCAGCUGAACGUCUGACUGCCACUUCUGCACUGCGAAGUGAAUUCUUUAUGACCGAACCUUAUGCUUGUGAACCUUCCAGCCUCCCAAAAUACCCACCCAGCAAAGAGAUGGAUGCAAAACGACGAGACGAUGAAGCUCGAAGGCUCAGAGCUGCUAAUAAAGCUCAGGGUGAUGGUGCAAGAAAGACAAGGACACGUGAUCGUGCAAGGGCAAUUCCUGCUCCAGAAGCCAAUGCUGAGCUUCAGUCUAAUCUUGAUCAGAGAAGGCGCUUAAUAACCCAUGCGAAUGCAAAGAGCAAAAGCGAAAAGUUUCCUCCACCACACCAGGAUGGAGCACUCGGCUUUCCUUUAGGAGCAUCACAGCACAUUGAUCCUUCAUUUGUUCCUCCAGAUGUCCCCUUCAGCUCUACAUCAUUUACUUAUUCAAAAGAGCCGAUUCAAACUUGGUCUGGUCCAUUGGUAGACUCUACUAGCAUGGGUGCUCCAAGGCGAAAGAAGCAUGUUGCAGGCGAUUCACGCGAACCACCUAAACCUCCUACAGGAUCCGAAAAGGACAAAAGUGGCGACUCCCGUGUUAAAGGGAAGAAAAGCAUACUUUAAACUCUCAGUGCAUACGUAAGAAAGUGAUUUAUGAAAGUGGUUGAAUGCAUUUGCUGAUAUCGUUUUCAUGGAGUCUUACUGCUACUUAAUGCAAGUAUAUUUAAUAGGUUCUUGUUUGUUUUUUGUCACAGAAGCAUGUAUUGUUUUGUUAAAGGGUUGAAAUCAAUUUUUCUAUAUAUUUUUUUGUUACCUUUACUUUUUUAUUCUUUUUAGCCCCCAAAGAAUCUCUCUAAUUUGUUGGACCCUUGAGUAUAAGUUUCCACUGUUAUGUAUAUCUUUAUUUCUCAGUUCUUAAAA
Gossypium raimondii (Peruvian cotton) is the source of this 2484-nucleotide messenger RNA. Its product is annotated as probable serine/threonine-protein kinase At1g54610. The coding region runs from base 439 to 2187 and encodes 582 amino acids. Gene Ontology annotation, cellular component: cyclin-dependent protein kinase holoenzyme complex; nucleus. Gene Ontology annotation, molecular function: RNA polymerase II CTD heptapeptide repeat kinase activity; cyclin-dependent protein serine/threonine kinase activity; ATP binding. The transcript has 8 exons. Gene Ontology annotation, biological process: protein phosphorylation; positive regulation of transcription elongation by RNA polymerase II. The record is from RefSeq and is a predicted model, not a curated record. NCBI's taxonomy places the organism in Eukaryota, Viridiplantae, Streptophyta, Magnoliopsida, Malvales, Malvaceae.